UACCACACGUAACAGAGACCACAAAAUGUUUAGUUUAUUGUGUUACCGUUAAAAGAGUUGAACAUUUUCACGUUGUUAAUUUUAAAUCUCGUCUUGUUUUGUACGGUACAGUCAUCCACUUCCUGUUUUAUUCUACUUCCGGGUGUUACUUUUUCCGGGUCAAUGGCUAAGAACAAUCUACACUGCUAGUGUUAAACACUAGCUAGUUUUUCAACAAACGAGAAAAGGAGACUGUAUCCUCGAAUUAUCGCCAUAAAGCAUUUCGCUCCAUUUGCUGGCUUCAGUGCCUUCACACAUUCGAUGGAUAUGACGGAGCCGCGCAAUCUCGGGAUGACUUCCCAUCCUGCAGCGGCCCCAGUACACUCUGAUCCCACUUGCCUCACUGUGGACAUAGACCCAGUGGAGUACACCCUUCGCAAACGACUCCCUCGUAAACUCCCCAAGAGGCGAAACGACGUGUACGUCAACAUGAAGACGGACUUUCGGGCUCAGCUGGCCCGCUGUCAGAAGCUACUGGACGGCGGCGGCCACCGGGAGAUCUGCGUUCACGGCCUGGGCCUGGCCAUCAACAGGGCCAUCAACAUUGCGCUGCAGCUGCAGGCCAGCAGCCAGGGAGCGCUGCAGUUGGCCGCCAACACGUCCACGGUGGAGUUGGUGGACGACCUGGAGCCUGAGGAUCCGGAUGAGGCCGGGGAGCCCAUGACACGCACACGUAACAACUCUGCCAUCCACAUCAAGGUUUUCUACCCUGACCCCCAGUGACCGCAAACGUGCGGUUCCCUCGACAACCAACGCAUGUGUUUGUUUGUAUAAAGUGUUAUUAUCAUUUCUUAGCAGCCUCGGAGGACAGAAGUUAUAAUUUUGCAUGUUUUAUAGCACAGUCAAAACACCUGUUGGUGACGUGUGUAUACACUACAGGUGUUAUGUUUUACAACGCUAGGAACCAGGUAUGCUAAAGUCGGUCAGGGGUGCCCAAACCUUUUCUCCCAAGGCCCUUGAACUAUGCCCGAAAAAAAUAAGUUGGUGAAUCCGUCUAUAAAAACGUCAACAGUUCCAGGCUGAUGUACAGACUGUCCACUAGAUGUCAGUAGAUAGACAAAGGCAUAUUGUGCCCUUGUUUGCUAUCUGUUAUCACAUUUAAUAUAAAUUAUAAUUAACUUAUAGUGCUGUUCUGUCAGUGAAGCUGGUCAAGAUGCCAUCUAGGCACAAAUAAAGUUUUCUGUCAUGCAAAAGUUCA
This is a messenger RNA of Doryrhamphus excisus (bluestripe pipefish), 1237 nucleotides long. It is a transcript of the gene pop7, whose product is annotated as POP7 homolog, ribonuclease P/MRP subunit. NCBI's taxonomy places the organism in Eukaryota, Metazoa, Chordata, Actinopteri, Syngnathiformes, Syngnathidae. Gene Ontology annotation, molecular function: nucleic acid binding. The record is from RefSeq and is a predicted model, not a curated record. Gene Ontology annotation, biological process: tRNA 5'-leader removal. Gene Ontology annotation, cellular component: nucleolar ribonuclease P complex; ribonuclease MRP complex; nucleus.